Molecule: messenger RNA, 561 nt
Organism: Enterobius vermicularis (human pinworm)
Lineage: Eukaryota; Metazoa; Nematoda; Chromadorea; Rhabditida; Oxyuridae
Source: the annotation of a GenBank genome assembly
AUGUCGUCGUUACGCGAAUUGUCAAUUUCCAGCGAAAAAUGUUUGAAGCUAAAGGCCGGUUCAUUUGCCGGCGUUACACAGAUCGACUUUUUCAAUCUUCGAGGCGUCCGCCUUGAAAAUAAUCAGAUUCUGCUGAUUGAUGUUGAUGCUUUUCAUGGCUUAGAUACUGUUGAACGUCUUGUUCUUACCAACAAUAAAAUUGGCAACAUCUCAUCACAUGCCUUCACGUCAACUGUCAAUAUUGGAGACUUAAUAAUUGAGGAAAAUCAAAUCAAAUAUUUAAAUCCAGGAUCUCUACAAAGCACUGCGUGGCGUACAAAAUUCAGAGAUAAUCACAUUGAAUGUAACUGCGCAAACCAGUGGAUUAGGUACAUAAAGGACAUAUUUCUCCUGAAACACAAUUUUUGUGGAGCUGAAGAAGGAUUCCGAACACUGAUGAAUUAUACGCCAAACUGUCAACUGAAGACACAAAAAUCGGCAUCGGACACAGUUUCAGCACUGUCAAAAGUAUAUUUAUCGUUUGUUUAUAUGAUGUUAUUUCUUUAUCUUAUAAGCGUUUGA